Boeremia exigua is the source of this 630-nucleotide messenger RNA. RefSeq names its product histone-fold-containing protein. Gene Ontology annotation, biological process: nucleosome assembly. The record is from RefSeq and is a predicted model, not a curated record. The coding region runs from base 146 to 457 and encodes 103 amino acids. Gene Ontology annotation, cellular component: nucleosome. Lineage: Eukaryota; Fungi; Ascomycota; Dothideomycetes; Pleosporales; Didymellaceae. The transcript has 3 exons. Gene Ontology annotation, molecular function: DNA binding; structural constituent of chromatin; protein heterodimerization activity.
CAGUGCACGACCCGCCUUGUCCUCUUAAGCACCGGACGCCCCCAGCUUCAUACACUAUUCUCAUCCAGUCAACUGCAUCUCCUCUCCAGCUUCAGCCCGCUUCAAUCACCUUACCCAACUUCCAACAACUCCCCCACACAUCAACAUGACUGGACGCGGCAAAGGUGGCAAGGGUCUCGGCAAGGGCGGAGCCAAGCGUCACCGCAAGAUCUUGCGUGACAACAUCCAGGGUAUUACCAAGCCCGCUAUCCGCCGUCUCGCACGUCGUGGUGGUGUCAAGCGUAUCUCAGCCAUGAUCUACGAGGAGACCCGUGGUGUUCUGAAGACUUUCCUUGAGGGUGUGAUUCGUGAUGCUGUCACAUACACUGAGCACGCCAAGCGCAAGACUGUCACUUCUCUCGACGUUGUUUAUGCCCUUAAGCGUCAAGGCCGCACCCUUUACGGUUUCGGUGGUUAAGCGCAUUUCUUUCACGGUUUUCAUAUCACGACUUCUGCCGGCCUCAUCGGUCCUCGGUCGGUUUCGGUGCUUGGGUGGAUGGUCACAAUGCCUUGUAUAGUAGGCUACGGAGUUUACGGUCACAUCAGUGGGAUUGAGUGCUUUUACAUGGAAUGAUACCAUAAUUCUUCACA